GCCCACAACAAUAAUGGUCAACAUGAACGUGAGGUCAAUGGGACCCUUCUCAGAAAAACAAGAGUCGUACUCUAUGCAACUGUACCUGCGUCAAGUGUGGUUCGACCCGCGCCUCCGCUUCAACAAGACGGACCUCAGCAAGGCGGAGUUCUCCAUGAAUUGGAUGUUCGCCGCCAAGCUCUGGAAGCCCGACACCUUCUUCAUCAACGGCAAGAACUCCUACGCCCACAAGAUCACGGCGCCCAACACCUUCAUCCGCCUCCAGCACGACGGACAGAUCACGUGGUCCCUCAGGCUCACCGUCCGCGCCAGCUGCAAGAUGCACCUCCGAAAGUUUCCCCUCGACACCCAGCUCUGUCCCCUCAGCCUCGCCUCCUACGGGUACAACGCCGAGGACAUGGUGUACAAGUGGGCGCCAUCCAUGGUGACGGUGGACCCGGACGUGAGCAUCGCCCAGUACGAGCUCUUCAACAUCUCCACGGGCAAGGACCGGGUGGUGGUGCAGCGCAAGGAGAACAGACGGCCAGAAGUGGUCUCAACUCUGAGCGUCAAAUUCCACCUGAAGCGGCUGACGGGCUUCUUCCUCCUCCAAGUGUACGUGCCGUGCAUCCUGAUCGUGUGCUGCUCCUGGGUCGCCUUCUGGAUCACCAAGAAGGACGUGCCGGGGAGAGUGUGUCUAGGUAUCACCACUGUGCUAGUUCUAACCAAGAUGGGAUUUGCUGAACGCGCAUCCUUGCCUAAAGUCACAUACGCCGUGAGCUUGGACUACUUCGUGAUCCUCUGUUUCACAUUCGUCUUCGGCGCCCUCGUGGAGUUCGCGAUGAUAAACUUCCUGGAGCGGAGGGCGAAACGGCACCAGCAGCAGAUGGUGAAAGCCAAGAAAGACUUAGAGGAGCGUGCUAAGGCCGGGAGUGCUGAUGACGAGUUGAUGGCGGCGGAGAAGGACGCGACGAUGAUGGUGACGACAACGGUGAGGGAGGACGGCGGCGUGGGCAUCGGCGCCUCGCUCAAGGAAACCCUUCGAGUCCCUCUCUCCGUCGUGCCCUUGAGCGUCCGUCCUAUCGAGGAGGGCGAGGCGUCCGAGGCAGGGACGCCCGACAGGCAGGCGACGCUGAAAGAGGCGCUCAGGCUGCCUCUCGCCCUGGUGCCGGAGACGCUCGGAGCCAUGAAGAAGAUGGAGAUGGAGGGCGCCGCCAAGAAGGAGGAGAAGGAGGAGGUAGUGAGGUUGAGGAGUGCCGCCGUGUCUCCGGUAAGGCAGGAGGGUGAGGAGGACAGUGGGAGUGGAGGUGUGGACACCAGUGUGGUGAGUGGGGAGAUAGACCCAAUGCUGGGGAGUGGGCGGGUGUCGCGGGAGGGCGUACUCCCCCUCUCCCGCAGCGACAGUGGCAGCAUCACCAGCAAAGGCAGCCUCUUUAAGUUUAAGAAAGAUUCCAAACUGAAGAAAGACAAGUCGCAGGACAGUGAGAGUGACUUGACAGUGAUCAAGGUGGAGAUACAGUCCGAGGACGAGGACACCACCGCCCUCCAGCCGCCCCCGCCGCCCUACACCAUCUGGCAAAUGCUCAUGCGCAAGAAAAAGCUCAUUUCGGAAAUGUCGCUGGCCAACAACAUCCCGUCGGAGGAGGACGUGCUGGAUCGCUUCUCCAUCAUUGACCUGUACGCCCGUCGCCUCUUCCCCUCCUCCUUCUUCAUCCUCUUCACCAUCUACUGGGUGCUCUUCAACUACUAUAUCACGGACGAGUUCCCGCACGAGGACGGGCCCGUGGAGAGCCUCGCGCACGGCGACUAGCCCACCCUGCGCCGGGAGGACGUGACGCUCCUCCCGGCGGCGACAGAGGAGGCGGUGUGGGCGUGACUUCCCUCUCGGUCGCGGCGAGUCUCGGCAGCACGCAUGGCCGCCAGGGCCGCUGCGGGCUGGCG
This is a messenger RNA of Eriocheir sinensis (Chinese mitten crab), 1920 nucleotides long. RefSeq names its product gamma-aminobutyric acid receptor subunit alpha-6-like. Bases 14 to 1789 code for a protein of 591 amino acids. Gene Ontology annotation, molecular function: neurotransmitter receptor activity; extracellular ligand-gated monoatomic ion channel activity; transmembrane signaling receptor activity. Gene Ontology annotation, cellular component: neuron projection; membrane; synapse. The record is from RefSeq and is a predicted model, not a curated record. Gene Ontology annotation, biological process: regulation of membrane potential; signal transduction; monoatomic ion transmembrane transport. The transcript is spliced from 8 exons. Lineage: Eukaryota; Metazoa; Arthropoda; Malacostraca; Decapoda; Varunidae.